AUGAGGAUGGGUAGUACAUCUUAUUACUCUAAAAGAACCUUGCUGGUUAUUAUUGAGUCUACAGCAGUGGGAGUACGGGGUGAAGAUGGACGGAUUAUCAACGUAAAAUUGCUGUACAGAAAAUAUGUAGCCGUAACGAAGUGGUACUCAAGUUGGAUCACUUACCUCCACAACUCUCAGUACCCACAAUUACCUCUAUCUAUUUUGAGACUUCACUGUCGUCUUUAUAAUGUCGGUUUCCCAAAGAAGGUCGAUGGUUGCCAGUUACGAAAUGACAUCACAGCAUCUCAGUUUUCAUUAUUUUCUCGAGAUUCCUAG
Messenger RNA from Phycomyces blakesleeanus NRRL 1555(-), 318 nucleotides. RefSeq lists its product as hypothetical. The coding region runs from base 1 to 318 and encodes 105 amino acids. Lineage: Eukaryota; Fungi; Mucoromycota; Mucoromycetes; Mucorales; Phycomycetaceae. The transcript has 3 exons. The record is from RefSeq and is a predicted model, not a curated record.